ACUGGUGGGGGGAAGUCUGUUUGCUAUUGGAUUGCUGGCUUAGCAACAAUGGGCAUCACAGUUGUUAUCACACCAUUAAUAGCACUAUUGAAUGACCAGGUUUCAAAAUUGCAAAACUGUGGCGUCAAAGUAACCUAUGUCAGCUCAACAAUGUAUACAAAAGAUACUGUAGAAUUGGCCUACAUAUUUAAGUCGAAAGGUAUUCCAGCUGUCUACUACCACGGACAACUUGGUUAUUUUGAAGAGACUGACAAUUCUAGGGCUUGGUUAUCUGGCAAAGUUCCAAUUAUUUGUGCUACUAGUGCAUUUGGCAUGGGCAUUGAUAAGUCUGAUGUUCGAUUUGUUGUCCAUCUUACAAUGCCGAAAUCCCUUGAGGAAUACUUUCAAGAAGCAGGAAGAGCCGGACGUGAUAGUAAGCAUGCGCAAUGUUCUCUCAUGUUCAGGUUUGAGGAUAGGAAUAAAUUGCUUCAGCUUAUUACUACCUCAGCAUCUGAUGAAUACAGAGAGCACCAAGAAAAUGCAUUAAAUGCCAUGGUUUCCUAUUGCAUGUCAUCAUCAUGUAGAAGGAAGCUUAUUCUUCAAUACUUUGAUGAUGAUUCUGAAGUUGUAUGUAACAGUUGUGACAAUUGUAGGAAACCAACAUCAGCCUUCGUAGAAUAUACACAGCAAGCAAUUAAUGUCUGUCAAUGUCUUGAAGAGAUGAUUGUUAUCAAUCCAAAGAUUAAUGUGAAGCAGCUGGCCCUUACAUUUAAGGGUUCAAAGUCAAAACGCGAUGUAGAAAGCAAAGGUUUCCACAAUAUUGCUCACUAUGGUGUUGGUCAAAGCGCGUUCAAAAAUGAUGCGGAUGCAAUACGAUUUGUACAGCACCUUAUCAUCCAUGGGGUUUUAAUGGAGAAUAUCCGUGUUGCAGAUGGUAGAUUUACUACACCUUUUAUAACUCUUGGGAAAAACGUAAAAUUGCUGAGAGACAAAAAACUACCUAUUAUUCUUGCAUUGUAG
Molecule: messenger RNA, 999 nt
Organism: Dendronephthya gigantea
Lineage: Eukaryota; Metazoa; Cnidaria; Anthozoa; Malacalcyonacea; Nephtheidae
Product: ATP-dependent helicase SGS1-like
Exons: 2
Biological process (GO): DNA repair; DNA replication; DNA recombination
Cellular component (GO): cytoplasm; chromosome
Molecular function (GO): four-way junction helicase activity; 3'-5' DNA helicase activity
Source: RefSeq, a predicted model, not a curated record